AGAACUAGCGAAGAUGCGAACGGAAGUUCCUCAAACUCUGAGGCUUGUGCCUCUUUCGACAAGCUUCCAAGCGAUCUAGAAAGUUUGGGUAAGCUAUUAAAUAGUUCGUCGUGCAUUCUUGUGGCUUCAUGAGGUUUUUAUCUGAUUUCCGUCGCAAAAUGGUGCGUAAAUUGUACAUUCAGGCCUACAAUUCUUUUCUUUUGCCAGAACGAGCGUUUGAAAGCUACGAAGACAGAGUAAUCGCCAAAAAAGCUGUCGAGAUCGUCCUCAAUGCAACAAGAAAACGUCCAGGCUUUAAAGGCGCUGUAUCAAUUUGCACAGAGGUCACUAGUCUUUUGCAGAAAAACCGAAGGUAAGUCAUUUUGUUGUACUCGAAAAGUAAUAAUCAAAGAAAGAUUUUAUCUGAUGGAGACAAGGCGUUUUAAUAACCCUCGAAAAAAACUUGAUCAGUCACGGUGUUGUAAAGUAGUUGGAGCUGUUGUUGUAUUAUGAUUCUCGACCACCUCACCACGGUGAAGAAAUCAUUUUCAGCACAGAAGAGAAAUCUCCUAGAAAGGCAGUACUACAACCGUUCGACAAUGUCUUUUUUUAAUAACCGCUUUAUCUCCUAGGCUGCCGUUUUGAAAUGAAAAAUUAUCAGCAUGUUCGAAAGCAAAUUGGCUGUUGAAUAACAAGAUGGAGCUUGCAUACAACUGCGCCAUCGAGUUUCGUGUCCCCUGAGGUGUCACCAUAAACCACAGCCUCAUUUAAUUUUUCAUUAAGCUGUUCAUUCUGUUUUUCUGAUAGAACAAUACGUCUGUACAUGUAACUGUUAUUGUUCAGCUGCAAUCUGUUGUUUAGAUUUCGGGAAAUUUUUGUUUCAUAAACUAUGUAAUUGAUAGUUCUUUGUCUUGAAAGGAAGCUUGAUAUCGGGGCUGUGCCGCAUUAUUAAACACUUAAAUCACGUAAUUACCUUUUCUUUGGGUUUGCCCAGCGAUGCGAGUCAGUUUUGUUUGAAUUUUAGCAAUUACUAAUAAAAUUCGCUUUUGUUUUCCAUGGUGAAAUCUCUUUUGUGUCGCUGACGAUAAUACGUGGUCACUCAAGUUUCAAAAGGUCACAACUGCUUGUGAGAUCAUCCAUCGCGGUCGCUUUUUAAUUUCCUUUGUCGAUGAAUCAUCUACACAGAAAACAACUUAGACGGAGCUGCAAUUUGGUUUCCCUGUCGAAAUCAGAAAUAGAGAUUUGAAUUGAGAAGGGAAUGCAAACACUCGGAAAUGGAAUUUUGAAGGGAAACAAUAAUCUUAUAAGCCCAACUUGUUUUGACUUUCGCUUUUAGCAAGAUACGUGACCCGGUUUUCUAUUAUCUUUUGAAAAAAACAGAUGACACUGCUAGAACAGAGCAGCCUUGAUUUCCAUCGUUUUUUUUUUCAAGCUAUUUCGUUAUUAGCCUUUCUUUGACAAACAAUUUGAUUAUUUGCAGAGCGUCAAAAAGCAAGUGUUUUUUUGGCAGGUUUUCAAGAGCAACUAUGAACAUAAAAUAAGGCUGUAAAAAGGAAGCAAAUUGCGUGCACUUGAACUUUCUCUGUUGAAAUAAGAUCAAAGAAGCGAAAAUAUUGCUUGCAAAGGGGGUCAGCUGGAAUCAAGGGCCAUGCACAGUUUGUGGCAAAUUUUGCAAAACAAUUUUCGGAUAAUUUAGGAGGAAGGAAAAUUCUAGUUAAAGUUAAGACCGGCUCGGAACAGUAAAGCCUUACAAAAAAGAUAUGUGCUAUCUUCCGGUUAUCCUGCGCAUGUACAUUCAACAACUUUUUUGUUUCACUUAAGAUCUGCUAAAAUUUUCAGUGGUGUUUUCAUUUUGGGUGCUUAUUUUUCGGGCAAUUGCCAUUCAAAAGGUAUGAGCAAUACCCUAGAUUUUUGCUUGCUUGAUUGUUUUUUGUUUUGCUUUUUUUUUUUUCAUUUUAAUCUGCCAUGAACGUGUCUGAAUUCGCAGGCCCUUUGCCCUCAGUUCCCUUUUUUUUUUACCUUAAUAAGAUGGGACAGACAUGUUCAUAGAAAAGUAGACAUCUGUGUGAUAGCUUUGAUAAGAUGAAACCAUAAAAAUGUGGCUAAAUAAAUUUUUGCAAAGUAAACCUGUUUUGGCCACGAGACAGUGUUUCUUCCUGUGUUCCAUAGACACCUGGAAGUGACUUAAAAAGUCAGCAAGCAAGUUGCUGUGCAUGGAGGAUUUUUUUUAACCCACUUGAAAGUGUCUGGACUUCUCACGAAACACUGAAGCCUAUGUGUGAUCUAGCUUUUUAAAGAAAGAAUAAUUCUUGACAAAAUUGAAAGCUAUAAAGCUGGCAGAACAUUCUUGACGAAGAUCUGAUAUCCAAACCAGUCCUUCACCCUAGCAUUUCCGUGUUUUUCAUGAAUUAUUAAUGAGCUUAAUAACCUGUGUUGCAGUAAAGAUCUAGGUAUUUCUCCCCAGCUGGUUUGUUGUAAGGCUAAAGUACUUUUUUCCAUCAUUGAUCUGCAGUGCUAAGCCUGUUGUAAAGGAGAUAGAUUCUUUGAUUUUGUCUUCUUUUAUAGCAACAGGUACUGUCAGGGUUCUCACUCAUUAAGUUUUAAAGUAGACAGCUAGGAUGUGAAAGUAGGCGGCUUGCCAAUUGAGUGCUGUAGGCAAUUUCCACCCUCUCACUUUACCCUAUUUCCGCAAAAAGUAGACUGCUCAAACCUCCAAGUAGCCGGUUUUUUAGCCAGUUACCAUGUACCGUGGUUUAAUUGGCAUGUGUAUGUUGUGGGUCAAAUUUGAUUUCAGAUUAAUUUUGAUUUAACCUAGGUUGAUUCUCACCUUCCCUUCUUUCCUAGCCCUAAUUCAUGAAUAAUUAUGGCUAGGAGAUGAAGGAAAUUGAGAAUCAACCCUGGUUAAAAAAAUUUACCCUGAAAUCGAAUUUGACCUGUAACAUGUACGUGCAAGACGGAUGAACGACCAGUAAGAGCUAUUCCAUGUUAUCACGUGCUCUUCUCAAACUCAUCAAUAAAUUAUUCAUAAAGAAAAUACAAUGAAAUUAAUUUUUAAUGAAUAUUUGGAAAUCAGAUAGAAAACUGCUCAUUUUUUAAUCCUUAAUUUCUCCUUCUAAAAUCAUUUUGUUUUAGAAGUAACAUCAAGCAUUCGACACAGUGUUUAAACACUUCGAAGUUAGUCAAAAAAAACUCCACUGCACUUUGUAUUUUCAACUCCCUUCUCGGUGUUUGAUCUGGUGAUAAAGCACUGCGUCUCAUGCUUGGUAUAUUACUACUGUCGCGUUGAGCGUGCAAACAAACAAAACUAUAAGUGUGAAGUGCAUAAACCAUUAAUUUAUUAGUUGUCUCUGCACUAAAAAGUAAGGUAUAUAGAUUGAAAAUUUAUGUGUGCGUGCUUCUAUGAGGUCAGGUCUCUGGCUAACAGCCCAAAUAAUUAUCAGCAGGAUGAUAUUCUUUCAUCAUAAAAUUAGCAUUUUCUCAUCAUGUGGUCAGCAUGAAAGGAAGUGCUUGCACACCCUCAUCUUUCUACGAGCCAUUUUUUUGGGAACUUGAAAUGGUUUUGGUAUGGCAUUAUUGGUCUUGUUUCAACUUUGCUUACUGUUUGCAACUUCAUAUUAUCUGAAAAGGUAGUCACUGUGACUCUUGAUUAGCUGAUUUAAAGGGUAAGUUGGGAAUCAUGGUGUCAUAAGAGAUAAACGACCUUUUUUUAAUAAGAAAAUAUCACGUGCUGGUAUUUUUAAACAAUGCUACAAAAAAAACUAUUAUAUUUCACAUCGUUACAACACUUUGUGACUUUGUGUCAUUAUUCUUCAUAUGCCUUUCAUAAAAUUGCUUCACAUGUUCACUUCCAGUCCCAAGCAAAGUUGUGGGAUCUUUGAAAAAACUGAGUGCUAACAAGUGCCACGAUGGUCCAUUACUGUCAAAAGGCUUUCUCCUUUGAGCAAUCUGACUCGUAUAUGGUAUUUUAAGCUCCUUUGCCUUAUCUUAACCCUCCCGCUGCCAACCAAAUGUCCAAAUUUCAUUUUGUGAAAUUUGGAAAAACAAAUAGCACCGUGUAAGUACAGGAGGAGAGCUUUCAUUUAAAUGGUGACAUCAUAGAAUUUCGUCCGCAGACUCAAAAGUUAGAGUCACCAUACAAAACUCCAUCGAGCAUUCUGGCAGUGAAAGGAUUAAAAUGCUCAAGGAAGUUUAUAUAUAAUCCUUUAGAACAAACAUGUGUUUCCCGUGUAGGGCAGCGGCUCUAUUUUGUACUUAAGAUUCACUUCAACUUCUUCUGUUUUCUUCCUGAGAAUGCACGCACGAUUCAGUUUUGGUUAUUGUAGGUCAUUGUGUAAGAGUUUGAACAAGUUUAUCACAAAGUCAAAGUUUAAAGAAUUUUCACCGCCUCUUUAACCUCUGUGGACUCGUUCUUACCCACUUUGCAAACAUAUGCCGGGCUCGAAAAAAGUCCCGUCCAAUAGUGCCCGACAAGAAAACGGUCUGAAGGGAAAAGAAAAUUGCUUUGAGUUAGUGGGAGGUUUGAGUUGUAGAGGGUUUGAGUUACCGGGAGUUGACUGUACUACAAUUUUAUCAUCAAAACCGACAAACAUAACACUUCUACAAGCUCUACUGUUAGUGAGUUAAGAAACAAGAAAAUUUUAUUCCCAGUAUUUAAAUACAGAUUCCCAUUGUCUUGUUAUUCAAGGAAGUAUGAAAAUAAUUAUUUGAAGAUUAUUGACACCCUGGAAGUGAUAAUAAUAAUAAUAAUUUAGAAAUUUCUAUCGUGCAGUUUUCAUGACAAGGUGAUCAAGGUUUUCUCAUACAUCUGUAGGUGACCUGUAAACCCAAUUUCAAGGGUACAGAUGUGGUAAAAAGCGCUGGCUUUCAUGAUAUCCAUGCAUAUUAAUUUUGCUUAUUCAGUUUUAAACUUUUUUUUAAACUGCUGCUUAAUGAGUGAGUAUUAAUGAGUGCCUGCAUCUAACAGUGGCAACUUGAAUUAUUGCAUCUUUUUGUGUAAAGAUUCGUGCACCAUGUUUGGUGCUCAAAAUAAGACUUCAGUGUCGCUCUAGCCAAGAAUUUAGCUCAGGCCUAGCCAACCAGAUUGCAGUUGCAAGCUCUAAAACAGAUUUUCCUUGCUCUCUGACUUAGUUGGAGAGAGUUUUUGUGAAAGCCAGCAAAAUCAAAGACAAGUACAAGCAAAGACUCUGCAGAGCACUCUCGCUAUGCACAAUCUUUUGUUGUAUUGAUUGUAGGAGAAUGCUCUCCAAGUAAAAAUUGUAGUGAGAUUGUAUGGGACAACCAUCGUUAUUUGAACAUAUCUUGGGACUUGAUCGCCAUCUGGCUUCCCUGUUGAUUUAACAAAGGCGAAUGACACCUUCCCUAACUUGCCUGGGAUCAAGAUUGCACAAACUCAUUCCAUAGCAUUUGAUUUUUACGUGUUUUUCAGUGUGUGUAUUUUAAGGGUUUACAGUCCGUCCAAGCUGGCCAAGCAUUUUCAUCGUUAAUAAAGCAAUGAAUUGGUUAAUGGAAAAUUGAUUCCUUUCAUUGGCUCAAUAAUCCUUUCAUGAAAUGAAUAAUCCAAUAUUUAAAUGGGCUUUGAUUCAACGUUUGAUUGCUGAUUGGAUUAAUGAAGGAAAACCUCACGAUAUAUAUUAUGGAAUACUAAGCUCCAGCUCUUCCUUGGUUAAAAAAAAUAAAUAAAGAUGGCAACUACACAAAACAAUUUAGGAUGGAUUUACAAAACAGGGAAGGCCUGUCUAGUGCUUUCCAAGAAGAAAUUAUAGAGGUUUAUAAUCAGGGUUUCUGUGCAAAUAAAAUGCUUGUAUCAAGCAUUAAUUUAAAGACAACAGUGUGGGGGCUGGUCGAUAAAAUUGUCUACCGUCACUGGCAUUUUGGCACUAUGCUUCUUUUAAGUCGUAGUAAAGCUCAUCAUGGCAGACUGUACCAUGAACACUAUUUUUGCCAGAGAUAUACGGGUAAAGCUUUUUUUCAUUGAUCCAAUCAACAUCCAUGGUGGACAAAGAGCUGCAAAGCAACGUUAAGUUUAGGGUUAUGCCUAAUACCAUAGUAGAUUAUACAAGCCUUAUGAUUUGAUUUGACUGUUUUUUUUUUAAAUCAUUUCUUUGAAAACCAUAAGCUGGUACGAUUUUCCAUAUUCUCAUCAGUAGCAUUCAAAUAUUAUAUCGUACAGAGGUCAGAGUCUUCAUUGACUUGACAUUUGAAGAAAAAAUGCCAUUCACCUUAGGGGGUUUAGGGUUGAAAUUUUAAUGUUGGGUUUGCACCAAUCGCCUUUGACCACAAUAAUAUUAAUCUGGUAGCUUUAUUUGAAGAAAUCGUUGGGUUCUUAGACUUACAGCCCUCCCUAAUGUUGAGUAGCUUAUUAUUGCCAAUCUGGGCAAAAGAUGAUUAACUUAAACCUUGAGUUAGGUGAAAUGGACUUUGAUCAGAGAUCCACUUAUAUUAAGCCAAAAAUAACAACCCAAGACAACUCUGAUAAGUAAGUUACUGAUAUGUGGGUUAGACUUGGGUUGGUGCCAAUCAGCCUUCGAGCAAAAUGAUUUGCAAUGAAUAUCUUACCUGUAAUGCAAUAUGCAACGGUAAAAUAACUCAGUAAGGGACCACCCUUUGGAUCACAUACAUUGAAAAGGGGGAAACUGCUGCCUGCAUCAGCUCCAAGUUAACUUUGCCUACAUAUUUAAUUAUGUUUAUAGCCACAUUUAAUUUGCAGUCAUUAUGGCUCUUUGUAGCUAUACUCUUUCUUGUCUUACCCUAUGUGGAGACAAAUAUACCAUCUAAAGACACUAGCUUGUUUCUAAAUUUUGAUAAGUACAUGUAAUAUAUAUUUAGCUAACUUCUGUUGUCUCAGCAGCAAAAGCUCAGCUUCUAUUUUGUGCUAAAUAUUGUUGGUAUAAUUUGGUUACAAUUUAUCAACGUUCUAGCAUUCUAAUAUUGUGCUAGUCAAAGACACUAGGAAAGCAGACUUCUUGACCUAAGUUUUGGGUGUUGUGUUGUCCAUUAUUUUUAUUCCCCAAAAGUAAUUGAAGGUCCUAGUGCGCAUGCUCUUGGCUGUUCAUCGUGUGAAGGCCUAAGUAAAAUCUCAAGUUACUUUACUUUGCAUCUCAUUCAAGUUGGAAAAUUGAAAUAAUGCAGUGAAGUUUCAAGUGACUUGGAAACCCAUCCUUUUGUCUGACUUACAAAAAAUGUAUGGUUUCUUGAGCUUUGAUGCAGAUGAAACAUGUCAAUCAAGCUUAAUUAGUUAACCCCCCUGGAGAAAAUAAAGAUAAGUUGCCUUAAAAUUAAAGAAUGCUAGUUGGUUGUGAAGGGAUAAGUCAGAAAAAUUUACUUGACUCAAAAUAUUCAUAAGUUUAUUCAGAUGUAAGUGUAAAGGGUACUGUUAUUCAAUGCAAAUAAACUUAACCUUUUCAAAACCACAGCCAGUUGUGAAGAUAGAUGUUUUAUGACAGGCUUGAAACUUCUGAGUCAGCCCUUUUUGGUGUGACCAUUCAAUUCAACUUAGCUCUUUAGCCCUGAGGCUAGUUUAUGAGCGUACUUGAGCAAUUUUCUUUUUAUGAAAAGAUGCACACAAGUUUUUUGGAUGCUUUUUGUGGCAUAUUUGUUCAACAUUUCAGCCAGGUCAUACAGUUUAUCGGUCUGAAUCUCCAGUUAUUUUUGAAUUUGCCAUCCCCGCCCUAAAGGUGGUUUCGUCUAGACUGCAUGAAACACCUUUUGACUGAAAGAAAAAGAAUCCCUUAUAUUUUAAAGAAUUUUGCUAGACAAGUCAAGCAGAGUUCACCUUGUGCCUGUUUACAUUUUCCUGAGUUCAGUGAACUUUAAACCAAUAACUGUUUUGUUAUCUCUGUUAAACUGAUAUCCACUUUUUUCAGAUGAUUUAGAUUAUGAAGAAAAAAAAAGUUGAAAUCUUCUUAUUUUCAAACUGGCCGCAGCCUCUUUGUUUUCAUUACCUCUGACACUGGAGAAAAUAGUCAAAACACAGCUGAAUAAAUAAGAUGUGCUGCUAAAUGAAUGUUAUACCUUCACUGACAGCCUUACAACUGUUAGUGUUGGUAGGAUCACUGAGAAAGUCUUAUAUUGCUUACAGAAAAUCAGUGUUGUUCAUUUGUAAGUGCCUAAUUUUGAAGCAAAUUCCACGUAUUUCAGCCUGGUGCAAGUUCACUGAACCUAAUCACGUUUGCAUGCAACCUUUCAUACAAAAGUCAUUGUCCUUGUUCUAUUUAUGGACGCAAAGCCACUCAAAGAAGAAAAAAUCACAAAAAGGUUAAAAAAUUACUUGUUUUACCCUAAGAAAUAGUUAUUAUAGUGCAAAAGUUCUGCCAAAUAUGUUUCAUUAAAAUGGUAACAUCAUAGGAUUUGCUUCACAGAUUUAAAAGUUGAAGCGACAAAAAGUCUCAUCAUAAUUUGUCUAGAAGGUAAAGGGCUAAAGUUUAUGUGCACAGCCUCACAAAAAUUAAAGGCCGGGUUCCUGAAAGGCCGAUUAGCGUUAAUCCAGGAUUAAAAUUUUGUUCCAUUUUUGUAUUUUAUAUUCCUAUGCAUUGCUUAUGGUAACAUUUUGUGUUAUCAUUACUGUAUCUCGGAGUAAAGGCUCAACAGUGUUUUGUGACCUCGAGUUGCAUGUUCUUAGAUGAGAAAACCGCACUUGAAACUGGGCCCAGGGCUGUAGAAAUUCACCUUAACAGAGGGGUAAAUAAAUAUAGUAUGGAGAAUGUACUUGUACUUUAAUUUUAAGGUGAUUUACUUUCACUUUAGCGUGCAUGCUGGUCAAACUGCAGACUGAAAAAUGUAAAUCAGCUGCGAUUUUAUAUAUUUCAAUGCAUGUACCCUUAUUAACUUUGACUCCAGGGGGGGAAAGCUGUAUUGAGGAGGUGAAAAAUAGCUGUACUCCAUGGCUGCAUUGAUAUUUCUCAUGGCUUUUACCUUCUAAACAGUGUGAAAGAAAACAGAGGGGUUGGGAACUGAGAGUGGACUGUCCCAAAAGUGACUUAAAUCAAUUUUCUUUUGAACAAUAUUUCAAUACAUACUGGUCAUCGAGAGAAGAGGGAAAAUGCCUUGAUCUUUUAUCUAAUUCUCUCACCCAGUUUUCUAAGGAAUGUAUGGAGGUCAGUCAGGAUAAUUUGUAUGUGGAUAUUGGUUCUUAAAGGGUUAAGCAGACAUUUUUUUUCAGGGCAGGCUGGGAAUUUGGCACUUAAGAAACCAGAAGGAUUAAACUGGGCUGAAUUAACUUUCACAAAUACUUCCUGGAUAGCCGAGAAAACAGCUGACAUUUCAAUGGCGACACUACCACUGGUUUCGCCACCAAAUAACGUCUGAGAAACUAGUGCAGAAAUUCCAUACUGAUGACGGGAUCUGGGUAGUGCUUCUGAUUGACCGUGCCAUGGGAAAGUUGAUUCAACCAAUCAGAAGCACUACCCAGAUCUGGGUAGUGACGCGUCAUCAGUAUGGGAUUUGUGCCGUCAUUUCUCAGACACCAUUUGGCGGGGAAACCAGUGGUAACAUUGCCAAAUGUCAGCUGUUUUCUCAAGCUACUUGCUGGAUUGUUGCUGGGGACAGAGAAAAAAAUUGGCCAAUAGCUGACCUGUGAAUCACUUGCAGAUAUAUAGCUAUAAUAUGGGAAUGGCUGUCAUUACUUCUUCUGAUACAGUCGACUCGUGGUAACUCGAACCCUCUAUAACUUGAACCUCCCACCAACUCGAAGCAGUUUUCAUUUCUCUUCAGAUAGUUUUCUUUAUAAUUUUACCCUCGAUAACUCGAACUCCUGAUAACUCAAACUUUGUCCUUUUUCCAUUGAAGUUUUGAGUUAUCAGGAGUCGACGGUAGUCAAUAUUAUUAUUCUUGGUUUCUUUUUUGUAGGCUGGAACAAAUCAUCAACCUACAGAACAAAGAGAUUCUGAGGUGUAGAGCGAGGUCAAAGAAAAAUGGUUCACUUACUAGCGGAUACACUGAAACCAAGGUAAAGUAUCUGAGAAACGUACUAACCAAACCAUAAACAGUCAUCUUAUGAAUGCCUUUAUUUUAUCUUAGAUAGAUAGAUAAUUUUUUAUUUCAACGGGAUAAGAAGAUCAGCAGUGCUGGUGGGGUCAUGCAUACUACAGUUACGAGAAAAAUUAGAAUUACUAAAAACAAGUGUCAAAUUAAAAAUUAAUACCAGUCCCCCAAAAGGUGUCUGUCCAAGAGACAGUUGACUGUAUAUAGCUGGACUGGGUAAUAAUAUUGUCGUGGUAUUAAAAAAAUGUGGCUAAAUAAAAUUUAAGCAAAGUUAACCUCGAAACUGCAAUACUGGGCAGCAUUUUUCUCACUUAUGCUCAGGGCCGUCUGAUGCCCUCUAGCAGGGACACCUCAUGACUUGUGCACACAGUUUCUUGCUUUCAGUUCUUCACAAAGUGUUGCUAUAGCCUUAUUGCUUGCUUGCCAUUUCUGUACUGUUUUUCCCAACCUUCCCUCCCGCUCUAACUCAGGGCUAGGUAAGUAUUGGUUGGUAAGUAUUUCGCUGAACAGUUCAGCAUGGCAGUGCCUGGUGGGUCCCCUCACAGGGUGGCAAUGGAUACCUCCAUCCUUGUGCUAAUGCAUUGCCUGACUCCACCAGCCUUGUAGGCCCCAGCACCCAAGUAAAUCUGUUGGUGAUGAGUUUAUUCUUAUUUCAAUAGGCAAUUCAGGUUAAGCCAGUCCUAGCUAGUCGAACCACAAGUCCCCUUCUCAAGGAAGUGUAUGUCAGUAAUUCAAAUCAACAAGCUGCACAGGCACACCAGACAGAAAUCUCACCAACUGAUGCAAACCGGACACCUGUAAAGGAUGUGUCGAACAAAGGUUAGACACAGUAAUUUUUCUUUGAAAUUUUGAAGAAGGGAUGGUGUUACCUUGUGCAGUUUAGAUGGGUGUGUGACCUGCAUCAAAUAGCCUGGGCCUCAGACAAAACUUUGCUCUGAUGAAUUUUGCCUGCGAAACAGCGCCGAAAUCCUUUUUCUGGGCCCCGCCUGUGUACCAGGAUUUUAGUACGCACCUUGAUUGGCCUGUUAAAAAAAGCCAUUUUCGAUUUGCCAAUCAGGUUAAAAUUUGAGACUUAUUUCUGGUAUUUGGCUAAGUCCCUUGGGAGCCCAGAAAAAGGAUAUUGGCACUGCUUCACAGAGUUAUUAACUAGGGUUAAAUCAAUGUGCGACACAGGUUAAGCAUCAAACUUUAAAUGUGAGAACCAAACUGUAAAAUUUUUUUACUUAAACUUCAAGAGAUUCAGCCUUAAAUGGCCAAGGUGUAACUGCAACUUUUAGAAAAAUCUUGGAAUAAUUAUUGUCUUGUUCCUUAGGUUGUCCAAAUGUUGAUGAAAGAGAUGAAGUUCAGGUACUGUAUGUUUGAUUUGUAAGCUCAUUUUUGUUGUAGCAGGAUGCAGCAACUUGUUCCAGCAGAGACAAUACCAUAAUGGCUACACAAACUAAGCUCAUACUUGCAUAUCCCUCUCUGAUAUCUUGCCCAUGUUAAAAUUAGGAUUUGGAAAAUUGAGUCUUAUGACCACUGGUUUUGUCAGUCAUGACAAGCAAUGGUUGUAUUAUUCUAGAUCAAAAGAAGCGGUGAUGUUCCUCCAGCUUUGUCUAAUAAUCAGGCUGACCCAAUUUUUUUUGUAUACAUGUGUUCCUGUACAGUUUCCUUUGCACAUACCAUGUGCAGAGUGCAUGAAACAAUAACAACAACAACAACAAAAAACAUUAAAAAGACCAGCAAUGUAACUCCAAAUUAAUUAAAUGAGACCUAUUGUUUGGUUUUCGUUUUUCUUUUGUUGUGCCGGUACAUGCAGAAGAACCCAAAAUGUUUCUUGUUAACAUGCUCUUGACAUGACUGCUCUUUCCUUUGUAAAAAACAGAUUCACAAUAAAAUGACGAAAGCCGAAGAAAAUUGGUUGAAAGGUAAGGUGUCAUAGUUUUUAGUUGUUGUUGGUAACACCGAGAAAUUCUCUUGCAUUAAAUCUGUUGUCUGUUUUGCUUCUCUCUCUUUUUAGUACAAGAAGAAAAUAUCCACCUCAAAAAUGAGUUGAUUACUUUAAGAAAUGAAAUAGAGGUAUAGUGAUGUUCUUAUAUUUUGUUGCCAAAAGCAACUGAUGCUAUUAUUAGUAAUAGUAAAUAAUGAUAAUGCUAAUUAAGUGAUUAUUAAUUUUUUAAUGUCUAUAAUAAUGGUAAUGAUUACAGUGGUGGUUGGAAUGAAUUAUAAGUUGUUUAAUAAAAUACACUGUGAUGAAUAAUCACUCUGAUGAUAAAUAUUUCUUCUGUUAUUAUUUUUGGUUGUGUUUUGUUGAAACAGAAUUUAGUUUCUCUGAUAUGAUAUAAAAAAUGAUAAGUUCCCAUAACAGUUUUUUUUUUUUUUUUUUUUUUUUUGCUAUCACAGUCUCUAAAGAAGAAGGAAGCGACUGUUUUCCCUGUAAGUCAAAAAUUGAUUUAAAAUAAAUGCCCCAGCUGUAUUGUUCCACUCAUUUGUGCCAAGGCUAUCAAAGAUGUCAAGCAUGUGUAACCCUCCUACACAGCACCUUUUGACUUUUGUCAUGAGCAGGGCAAAAAACCUUUUUUCACUUCACUUUUCCAUCGGACAAGUACUGUGCAGAUUUUGGUUGUCCGAACAUAAAAUCCACUUGUCCAGAGAAAAUAAAACACUGCCAAAUUAGAUUUCGACGUUGCGACCCGUACUAUAUUCUAUGCAAGCUAUUGACUCCAGAUCUUACAAAGCAGAAAAAAGAAUAUUGCUCAAGAUAAAUUUUACUCGUCCGGUUGGACGAGUUGCUUUAUGAGUUUCAGUCGUCCAAGGCAAAAAGAGUAAAAGAGUGAGACUUUUUGCCUUGAUGGGAAACAGUUUUUCAGGAAGUGGGCAGAUUGAGGUAUUUAAAAAGAUACUUACGGGCUUUCCCCUUCUCUUGUCCCGCCAUUUUUCACUCCUUCACUAUUUCACUGCUUGCUCACUUUUUUCGCUCAUCUGCACUGACCAAAACCUGACACAGUCUAACAGUAAUAUUGCUUUUGUAGAACAGUAGGGGUGGGGUUCAUACUUUUCUAAAGUAGGCAGUCCUCGAUAAUUUUUGCUUUGAUUAUCAUUCUAUAUUUACAGACAAUCUCUGAGGGUCAACCUACUGCUUCUCAAACAGUCACGUCCCUUGCUAAACAGUUAGAACAACAAAGCAAAGGCAAAACUAGGUAAGUAAAGAACACUUAUUAAACCUUUUCAACUUAAUGGUCUGGGUCGUGCUGAAGAAAAAUACUGAGUACUGGUAAAUAAUAAAUAAAGCGCUUUACCCUUGUACUCCUAUGUUAAAUCACCAAUACUUUCAGAUGAAAUACCAUGAAUGAAUGUUGCGUAGAAUUAAUCAAAUUUUGGUCUUAAGCUUUCUGGGGCAAGAUUUUCACUCUAUUAGGCCGACGUCACACAAAAAACGUCAACCUUCCUGGCAGUUUAUUUUGUUGCCCUAUAAUGUCUUGCAUAACAAAACAAUGUGUUUCUUGAAAUCAUUAAACUUUAAGACUGGCUCAUUGAUUUCUCUGAUUUCCCAUGUGCUGUAUGCAUUUUCUCACUGAAAGCAAAGAUAGACAUUCCAAGAUCUCCAGGUCAUUGUUAUCAAGUUAUACAUCCCUAUCUCAUUAGGCUAAGAUUUUUCUUUUUUACCCCACUCCUCUUGGGAGCCUGAUCACAAGCUAACUUUCCUUUGUCUUGAUAGUUUGCCAGGACCAUCAACCCAGAGAGAAGCAGUGAGUGUCUUAAUCUUGUGUUUUUAUUCACUGCGUGACUUAGAAAAGCACUAUAUGGCCACUGUUCUAAUCAAGGCUGUGCUUUAAGAAAAUGUUGCAGGGAGCACAGUGCUCUGAACCUGUGAAAUCCAGGGUACCCAGCAUGGGAUGUCACUCAAGAGCAACAGUUAAGCACCAAGGACCCUUGGUGUUAGCUUUACUAACAGUAUUGCAAUGCAUGUUAAAAAUUUCAAUGUAAGUCACAUUCUCUUACUACAGCCAAACGUCCUCCAAGCUGGCUGAGCAAACAAAUGUUAGACCUGGAGAACUGCCCUAAGAAUGUGACUAAAGUACUUUUAAACAGGGCUGUGCUCAAGAAGCACCGAGUUACCCCUGACAACUUACCAUUGCCCUUGGAAAUCUUAAGAGAUUUUUAGUUGUGCAUAAACCUCAAUCCAUUCCUGCAAUAAUUUUUCUCAGAGCACAGCCUUGAUGCUUUGAUGGCCAUUUAACUAACACCCCUCAAAGUAAUUUCAUUAUAAUUUCAUUCCUCUAAAAUUGUCAUUGUAACCAGUACAUUGAAAACACAUGAUUUUUUCUUUUUUCAUCUGUGAGAUAGACUCUUCCAUGAAGAAUAACUAAUGACCUGUCAAACUGUUACUUUUCACAGGAAGACCUGAGCCAUGAAAAUGAACUGCCACAUAUCCCACAAGCAAGAAAUCAUGGCCAAGCAGUUGAUAACAAACCCAGGGUGUAAGUUUAGCAGCUUUUAAAGGAGAUGUGUCAUAUAGUAAACAAAAUUCACACGGAGGGAACUCCACCAAAUUGAGUGUAACAAAAUUAACUGGUCAAAACAUUAAAAGAAGUUAUAAACAACAAGUCGCAUACUGUACAAAAGAGGGCAUGAACAAAUUUGAAGAAGAUUGAAAGUGUGAUGGUGAAGCCUGGUGAAUACAUAUAAAUUAAAAGAUCUUUUUUUUUUAGUCAGUGAGACAGGCAUUAAUUUUUGAUUCAAAGAAAACCAUAAUUUUUUUUUUGCGAAAUGAUGAAAACUAGUCUGGAUAUUAAUUUUUCCUAGCAUCAAUUCAAAGUUCUUGUCAUUGUCGUUGAAAUGCUGUGAAUAAUAUGAACAUUUUGGUUCCUCAAUAGCUGCCAUCCACAUCAACGGAGAAAAGGAUUCAGACCUUUUUCAUCUCCAUACAAAGUUUCUCCUGUAAGUUAAGCCUUAACGGUAGCAUACAUAUUCUCCUGUCUGUUUGCCAUAUGUAUAUUCUUUGCUUGCUAAUGAGGAGAAUUUGUUGAAUGAUCAACUCCUGUUUCACUUUGUGAUCAUUGCAGUGAUUCUCAAAACUGUCCUGUGUAGCCUGAGAAAACAGCCAUUUUGCAACACCUCCACUGGUUUGGCCAAGAAAUGAUGUCUGAGAAAUGAGCACAGAAAUUCCAUUCUCAUGACCUGUCACUACACAGAUCUGGGUAGUGCUUCUGAAUGGUAUUGCUGAGGUGGGGGUGGGGGGGGGGGGAACCUGCUUCAACCAAUCAGAAAUACUUCCCAAUUCUGGGUAGUAACGCGUCAUUAUGGAAUUUCUUCACUCUUUCUUCAGAUGUCAUUUCAUGAGGAUACAAGUGUUGGCAUCGCAAAAUGUCUAGUUGCAACUAGAUCUUUCAGCUCAUUAUAAUGUUUCUGGGAAAAUGCCCACCUACCCCUCCCCUAAGCCAACAUUAACACUUAUUUCUCACUUAGGGCAAAAUGUUGGCGUAGGGAAGGGGUAGGUGGGCAGUUUCCCCGAAACCUAUAAUGAUUGGAUCUUUCCAUCUGGAGUCCAGCACACUCACCAUUAGCCACCAACAGUGCUGAUUUAAGCCACUAACAUUCUCUGUUUUAUAGAAUCCACAGUCUCAUCUGCAGCCAAUCAGGCCCAUUGACAUGUACUCACAGUGCAAGUGUCGAGGAUGUGUGCAGGCAGUGUCAGAGGAAAAGGAAGUAUUAUGUGGUCAUCACACAACAGACAUUGGCAAGAAACAUCCUAAGAGGUAUGUCCCUGUCCCUCAAGUUGGGUUAUCUUACUGAAUUUGAUUGUUUAACCUUUUAGAUCCCAAGAGUGACCAACCUUAAUUUUCUCCUAACAACAUCAGCAACAACAUUAUACAGGCUGUGCUCUAGCAGAGCCCGGUGUCCCAUGGCACCCAGCUUUUGCUCUUGGGCAACUAGAAAAUCAAAGAUUUUUCAUACAAAUCAUAUCCUGGGAACCCUGGAUUUUACAGGUUCAGAGCACUUACUCAGUUAAUGCAAACUCAGAUAACUCGAAUUCCCUACUAAGUGAAACUUAUUUUCUUUCCCUUGAUCAAAAUUUCACAAAAAAUUACCUGGGUAACUAAAAAAAUGGUUGUUGUAACUCCUCUCAGAUGAUAUCCCAUCACCUUUUCUUGUUGUAUAAUAGCAACUAACUGUAAAUUUUGGUUUUAAUUGGUGUGAUGAACAGAUCACGUUUUAUCAUAAGAAUGGAAACUCGUGUUACUGUUUCGCAUGAAAUAAGUUACAUUUGCACCGUACUAUACUUUAAAGUGCUGAAAAAUCAGUAACUAUUAAUUAUUAACACGGCAAAUUGAAUAUUUGAUUGAUCCUGAUAACACGAAUCCCCGCUAUCUUGAACCGUUUAUCAUUUCCCUUCAGAGUUCAGGUUACUGGAGUUCUGCUGUAGUUCCAUGUAAAAGUGCUCCCUUAUUGGUCGCAUCAUAGGGGCUUCAAUCAUAGACUCGAACAUCAGUACCACAAUGUACUCCAUAGCAAUUGUUAUGUAUGUUCUUAUCUAUUUAACACCUUCUUUCUUUGUAAUCUUUGCUAUUGCCUUUCUUUUUGUCUCUUACAAGGCCAGAGAUUUUGCCCCGUAUAGGUGACCAUGUUGUUGUUCGAAGCCAUUUGACAGGUAAGUUGCUUGGUGAAUGAAAAGCACAGUGGUUCUAUAGAAUUCGCCAUGCAUUAUUAGGGAGCUUAAACAACACGAUGACGAUAGUAGUGAAAACAUCACUAAAAAUAUUAAUUUGCAUCCUUUCAAACUUUAUCGCGUCUAUUUGGAGUCGCUCAAUUUAUCAAAUGUAGGUGAUUUCUCAUGGAGUUGAAUUCUUAAGGACUUCAUCUGGCUUCAAAAAGAGAUUUAGGAAACUUUCGUCCUUGUAUCUUCCUCCAUAAAAUAUCACGUUAGAAGGUUUCACAUUGUAAUCAUGUAGUGGACGUCAAAGAUGUAGUAAAAAUCGUGGUGCAAGUGCAGAGCAGUUGUUUUGGUCAUAAAACCAUUUUUUUUUUACAUUGUGGUCGCCAUGGUUGUGGUUGCUUAAACUCCUUAUUGUUUAUUUUCUUUUGUGACUGAUUUGUGUCCCUUUGGGCCAUUCUCAUUACUGUUAAACUCCCUAUUAUUAUGGAACUUGUAGAACUUUUUUUUUGUGGUUGUUUUUGUGUUUGUCUGAAAAGGAUGGAAUUGUUGUUUUGUGUCCAGGUGUAGUGAGGUAUAUUGGCCCUGUGGGAGGCAAAAAGCAGUCAUAUGUGGGACUUCACUUAGACUCACCAGGUGAGGAACAGUAGUGCAUUUGUCAGCCCACCUACCCCUCCCCUAAGUUAAUAUUAACACUUAGCUCUCACUUAGGGCAGAGUGUUAGCACAGGGGAGGGGCAGGUGGGCAGUUUCCCAGAAACCUAAACUUAUCCCAGAUGUCUAAGUGAAGACAGUAGUGAAUGUUGGUAUUGACAAUGAGAGUGACGUUGACAGUAAGUAGAAUGCAUUUUGUACUUGAAGGCAGGCUCCGCACCUGUCAUGUAAGUGGAUAUUUCAAGUUGUUGUUGGUGAAAAAAUGUCACUAUAGGAAGAGCUGGCGAUUUGUGCACCACUUUUGAGCCAGAUGGAUGUUUUCGCUGUAAGUUGUUUACAUUGAAUCAGAAUGACGAUAGUGUUGCUCAAAAAUGUCUAGGACUUCCUGUCAAAUUUGUUCCCCCACUUCGACUUUCCGAUGAGAACUCAUCAUAUCGCGACUUGGCAGAAUCAGUUGAACACAAGCAGCUGCAUAGAACUGAUGGGCAGUGUGCUCAGUUGGUAAACUCAUUGUCGAAGUUGCACUCGCUGUCAGUGAUAACAUUCUCUUGUCAUAAAAGACCCACCCUAUUUAGAAACUCCUAAAGUGAAGCUCCUAAGAUUGAAUGGUAAAGAAAAAUGUCAGAUUUUUUACAAAAUGCUAAAAAAAUGUUUUUUGUACAAGUACUGCAAAAGAGGUUUCAUUUGAAUGUUCACGUCAUAGAUUUUCAUCCUCAGAAUCAAAAGUUAGGAUCACCUUGUACAGCAUCAUAAAUGUCCUACAGGAAAUUGCUAAGACUAGCCACAAGUUGACUGCGUGAGUGCCAAAGGCAUGAGUAGAGACCAGAUAUGGGCCUUGAGAAAGUCUAGAAAGUACUGGGACAUCAAGGAUUUGUUACAAAAAAAAAAUCAUAGUAUUAAGAGUACCAUAAAUGUGACCCUAUUUGGGAAAACCAGGCUUAACGAAAAAUACGUUGAACCGUUUUUCCAUUUCAACGCAUUUUGGAAACGAUCGAAUGCAUUACAGAUCAUUUUCAAUGCAUUUGAGAACAUUGACAACGUUCGCGAACGAAAACGAAAUGCAUUGAAGAUCAUUUUGAAUUCAUUUUGAAUCAUUUGCACCUCGUUUUAAAACGUUCACAAUGCAUUUCAGUGAAGCAGUAUCGCAUUGAAAAACAUUCACAAAAGUGCAGACAACCCAACAGAACACAAGAACCUUGAAUAUGUCGGCGAAAUCAAUGAACAUGCACUGUGUCCAAAUCGAGCAGCAAAUGCAAAUAUUGAACUUUAGAAAUCUACUUGAUAUUUUAAACUUUUAAAUUUCCGAGAUGUAGAGGCAGCCAAUUUAGUUUUCACCGUGCAAAAUUUAAUCGUUAACUCUAGGCCGUUCACCUUUCGUGUCCGUGGCUUUUUCCACGUUAACCACGAAAACCACUAACAAGCAGCUAACGAGUGACAUGCAGACAUUCAAAGCAUUGUCACGAACAAACGUUUGCGGUCCUUCUCUCCUUUCGGCAUUGUUCCCACGUAUUAAAUAAAAAUCCAUCAUAACUUGCUCUCAAACGGAUUGCCAACGAGCCAUCCGAGCGACGAGGCGGCAGCAGAACAGAGCCGCGCAAGACUCGGCUGUAGGCAGAAAAAUUCUCGAUCGAGCUUCAAAAAGUGUAACCUCAUGUAAUGUAGAUUCCUUUGAGACUAAGUGGUGUGACAGUUUCAGCCAAUCAAAAGGCGGUAAACUAUACUUGGCGCACGUGUGUUCUUUCCUCGGCGGCACGCGAAGACUGAACUUGAAUGUGGUACGCUUUUAUUGUUUGUUCACCUAAAUCUGGCCCCAGCAGUCAAGGAAAAUGAAAACUUAAUGCAUUGUAUUAAUUUAAGGAGUUAUUAAUGUAAGGUUUUAACGAAGAGAAGCCUGUAAAACAACAGUCUAAACAAAGAAAAGUUUUCCAUGUGAAACAAGCAAUUCUCACCACUAAAAAGGAUCAGAUUACACGAGGAGAUAAGAAAAGCUUGAUACGAAGAAUAAAGUCGCUUCUGUUGGAAAAUCUGACGUUGGGGGGAAAAUCUAACUAGCAAAUGGAAAAAUAAGAAUAAAAAAGAAUUACGGGCCAAAAGCGAACGACAAAGCCAAGAAAACAACGCUAUUUUUUUCGAAACCUGGCCGAGUUUAUAAUAAAGUGAAAACAAAAUACCGACGUGCAGUACAUGGCAUAUCCUUGAAAACAUUUCAAGCAGCGCAGCGAAUCAUUCUAAAAAAAAGGGAACUCGAACCAACACCAGACACAGUGAGUCCACAGAACAAUUUUUGCUUAUUAUCGCUGAAAUUUCGACAUUAUAUAUUUCCAUAAUUCAUUAGGUUGCUUUUUACUAGCUGUGCGCAGUUUGUUUGUUGGGGUGGCUAAACGAUCAAACAUUUGUUCGUAACGCGAAAAAUUAAUGUUGGUUGAAAAUAUUCGACCAAGAUCAAACAUGGAAAAGCCACUUAAAUGCGUAUGAGAGAGGCGGCUAAACGGUCAAAGAUGCUCUUCCGAAACGAUGUUCGAUGAAACUAUUUGAUCGUUUAGCCGGGGCUUAAUCUUUAUGUUGCCCGAACGCAGCUUGUCACGUUGUCACUCCAAAGGUGAAUUGAAUAUUAUUAUUUUCAUUCUGAUUUUACAAUUUUCUAAACAAGCUUUGUGAAGCGUUUCCAUUGCAUUGCUAAUGCAUUGGAAAUCAUUUCAAGAUCAUUCUUGAACAUUUAAGAACAUUGGUGGUGUUUCAUGAAUGAAUUGGGGAACAUUGCAAAUGCGUUGUGAAUCGUUCUCCAGCGUUGUAUUGCAUUCUAAAUGCAUUUAAAAUUCGUUGAAAUGCAUUUGAACGCGGUUUUCGUUAAGCCCGGUUUUCCCAAAUAGGGUCACAAAUGGACUCUUGUAACUAGAUUGAACUAACUUCUAUGGUUUGUGAUUUUUUAGUUGGUAAUCACAAUGGAUCCGUAGAUGGAGUUCAGUAUUUUUCCUGUCCACCCAGCUAUGGUGCUCUAGUCCCUGUUGAUGAGAUCCUGUGUGUUACUGCUUCAAAUGUGAGUGCCUUUUCUUCAUUCAUGUGCCCUCCCGAAAUAUUUGGUGUUUUUUAUCUUUUACUUAUCCUCGGUUAAGGACAAAAAAUCAUACUUCGCACAUCUAACAUACUGAUUAUGUGGGGCAUAAAGGAACUCUCUCUGCUGUUGGUAGAGAUUAGGGGAUGUAGAAUUAGUUGUUUUUUUUUUUCAUUUUAAGCUGACAUACAUAUAUAACCUCUGUCAUCAAAUAAAAUGAUGGUGAUCAUCAUCAUCUUUAUCAUAAUCAUUAUCAUCGUAAUCUUUAUCAUACUGAUCAUCAUCAUUCUCAUCAUCAUCAUUAUCAUCAUCAUCAUCAUCAUCAUCACAUGGUAGGCACCAACUAGUUUGUGGUACUCAAUCGUGAACUGACAUUCAGAACAAAAUUGCUUUGAAGAUAACUUGCUAAACAGGAUGACCCAAAUACCUAAAAAUUCAAUUCUUUGCUUGAUGGGUCAUGAUGAGGAAUUUUCUUUGUUUGCUUGUGGAUGAGCCAGAGUGCAGGGAUGCUCUUAAGUAGCAUACAUAACUUAUUUUUCUGAUUAAGUUGACGAUUCUCAGCGCUCAAACUAAUGGCUGGUCAGUGGACAGUGUCCAGCCAAGUUGGUCAUUUAUCCAGACAAAGUUUCAUUUGGCCAAUCAUUUUGACCGGUCAAGUGCAUGGCUUUCAAAUAAAUAUCUGGAGAAAUAAAUUUAUUCACAUUAACUCUGUAAAUUACAGAAAACAUUUAAAUCAUUAAAUACUUAAGAGAAUUAAGAAUACAGAUUGGAGGCUGUCUGACGGUCAUGUUCUGCAGCUUUGUGAAUACCAGUUAAUGGUUUAUGAUAAGUCAAUAAUUCAACAGUUUUUGAAUUUAUAAUUUAACAUUUUUAUCAGUAAAAAAUGAGCCACGAAUGAGCUUAGACCAGUCAUUGCCCAAAAAGAAUUUUUAGCCCUCAUUUUCUUCUUCAGUAAUCAUGGUAAAGACUGUGGUGUCAUUAUAUAUAUUUUUGGCUUAAAGGUUGUCAAAGAGAAGCACAAUACUGGUGCAAAUCCAGCUUGUCACAGAUCAUCUUCAAGCCCUACAUUGCAGGCACCCAAGACGGCAAGAACAUUGUAUAAAGAAAGUCACAGUGACAAGAGGGUAAAGACUUGAAGAAGAGAAACAACUUUGCAUCACCUGUGGAUUUUCGUAGAGCAAGGUUUACUGUAGGUAAUAACACUUUCUGGGUUUCUUAAAUUUUAACGAUGAAUUUUGGCUAGGUUCACACAGCACCUGCUCACCUACCCCUCCCCUAAGCCAACAUUUUGACCUAAGUGAGAAGUAAGUGUUAACAUUGGCUUGGGGGAGGGGUAAGUGGGCGUUUUCCCAGAAACGAUUAAUGAUCCAAAAUUUGUGUGUUUUAUAUAUUUUGUUCACACAGAACACCUGCGAAUAUUUUUUUGUGACAUUGUCACGCUUGUACACAUUAUUUUUAUUACAAUCAAAUUAUAUUAUAUUGUUAAAAGAACAACUUCAAAUCGAGUUAUCUUGACUAUAGCUCUAAAAAAUAAUAUUAUUCAUGGAAAACAGUUCAACCAUCCUAUUUCCCCAAAGAAGAAAAACUAAUAUUCAACAUGAAAUUUUCACGCUAGUACACAUUAUUUUUAUACUAUCAAAUUAUAUUGCAUUGUUAAAAGAACAACUUCAAAUCAAGUUAUCUUGACUAUAACUCUAAAAAUAAUAUUAUUCAUGGAAAACAGUUCGACCAUCCUAUUUCCCCAAAGAAGAAAAAGUAUUAUUCAACACACUGAAAAACCUUCCAGGAUAAAUGAACUUACUUUUACGGCUUAUGUAAUUGUUGAAUUAUAGGAUUUAAAAAAUUAUAACUAUUAUAAUAUAUUGACAAAAGUGGUGUAUUCUUUCCACUGUUAAAAUGCUUGACACUAUUCUAAAAAUUCCAGUUGUCUAGGUAUGAAAACCAAGGCAAUUAUAGUUUCAUUACAAGACUGUUAGUGUAAUCGCUCUUGUAAGAAAUUUCACAGUUUUCGGCUCACAAGCAAUGAGCUUUUUAGAUUAAGAAGCAGUCAUUAGACGGACUGGUUUAUGGUACGUUAAUCAAAUUGAAACAUUUUAAGCUAGGGUGUGUUUGUUCACACCAAGUAAAUGUACGCCCAUUCUAGCAUUCUAUCCUAGUAUAAUGGGUAAUGUUUUCUAUUUGUUUUGCCCUUAAACUAACCCCUCCCUAGUGUUAUUGGCCAGUGUCAUGAACUAGACUAGCCCAGUUGAUCGAGACCUUUGACGUAAUUUCAAGAGCAUGAUGUCUUGGGAUGAAUUCAUUAAAUACUAGUGUUUGUGUCAAGUUUGUGUAUUUUUAAAAAUGCAUCGCUGUCCCAUAAUUGUCAAGCAUUUUCUUAAAAUGCCUUGUUUUGAAGACAAGUAUCACCACUAAGAGAAACAUGUAGCUCAUAGUUUUUAAAGCUAGUUAUGUAUUAGUUAAGUGUUAAUGUGUAAGUGUAAGUUAAGUUUAAAGUAAAAAAAAUGUUGUAGGAUUUGUAGCGUAAGAAACAAGUCUUGGUUAAAGAAAUCCAUGGAUAUGUCUAUGUAUGAUCACGUUGAACUGCUAUGAAAAUGCCAGCCCCAGUGGAGGGAGCAAGUAAUAUAAGGUAUUUUUAGUUGGCUUGCCACUGUAGUCUGGUUGGUUGGGAAAUUUUACCCUAGAAAGUGGGCAGAAUAAUAAUUUAAAAGAUAAAUUUUGGGAAAUGCGAAAAUACCGCGAAAGAAUGGGGGAAAAAAUGCGUUUUUAGAUUUUUAGAGAGAAAUAAGAGGAACACAUCACUAAUCACAUCAUUCUUUUUCAAACAAACUUGAGGUUUUUUUAGCUUAGCCAAAUUAGAACUGGUAAUACCAUUACAGAAGUUGUGCCAUGAAAAAGAUUCUGCCCUGCACGUUUUUUGUAAACCAUGGAAUUUUUUGAAACCAAUUUUGUAGAAAAAAAAUUCACUUCCAGCCAGGCUGCACAGAAAUAGUAGUGACAAGCUCUUAGUGUUAUUAAAUUAAACUCUCUGUAGAGGCUACCAAGAAAGUAAUGUCUUGUAGUUGAGGGAAUAUAUGGUUUUUUAUUCACCGCCCAAGGAUGCGUUAAAAUCCUGUUAUUUCUAGCAGUUUAUAACAACUGUUGUGUGUCAAACACACGUAAGAUCAUUGAAGUUUUAUGUUCUUCAUUUUAAGACUGAAAAACAGAUCGCAAAACGGUUAUUGGUUUAUUUUAUACUCGUACUGAUUUCCUCCUAUACUUUUUUAUCUUCGUUCAGUCUUAACUAUGUUAUACGUCUUACCAUUGAUGUAGCAAGGUGGGAUUUAUCAGUGGCACCCGAUUUUUGCUUAAUAUUUAGGCAAAAGAUUUAAAAAAUAGCACUGUCUGAAAACGGUUUUCAAUUUAAAAAACACAAUAGGUGUUUUUUUUAUUACCCGACCAAUCACAACACGAGCUGACAAUCCAAUAAACCAAUCAGAUUUCGAGACGAAAAAAUAUCGAGUGCGAAAGGCGGGAAAAUGCACGUGAGCAGGUCAUGACUGGUUUUAGUGUAAACUGUGAUUGGUUGAAAAUUGACUUAAGAUUUUUCAGCCAAUCACAAAGCAGUGCUAAGGAGCAAUCACGAAAGUACUUCAGACGUGUAAAUGCAAAACAGUAUUUCUAAGACACUUAAAUUAUAUCUAGAAAACAAAUCAGAAAGACGUCCCUAAAUUUUAAGGUAAAGAAUGUGUGCUCCUGGUUUAUCUACCAUAGUCAAAAUUUAAGCAUUUGCUAGAGUACUCAUCGUAGCUUUCCCCCCGAAAAAGUGGGUUAUAACCGUGCAAAAUGCUGCCAAAACGGUUUUAGUUGAUUAGUAACUAUUUCGUGCAAAUUUAUAGGACAAAAUAUUCGUGUCAUGUCACUAUGGUAGUUGAAGCUUAAGGACGGUGUAUACAGAGAGUCAGACAGGAAAUCAACGAGGUUUUUAUUUUAUCCGAUUUUUUGAAAGGUAUAUGGUUACGUAUGUUGUUUGAUAGAGCUUACUUGUUCCGGAUAACCAAUGCUAGGGGUGAUAUUUAAGAUUACAGGGUUUUACUUCUAUUUAUCUUUAUUUAAAUACUCGUAGUCCAAGAAUGUAGAUGGGCAUAAGAGUGGGAAGCAUGUUCCGAUUUUAUGGAAAAAGAAAAAAAAAGACCAAGGAGCAGUAUCAAAUGUAAGGCAAGGUAUUAAUUUAAGUCUAAGAGUUUUUAAAAUGUCGGCGCAACCUUGUCUCCAGUGUCUCUUGGUCCAGUCUUCGAAGGGGAAGUAGGGGAGACUGCGAACUAAGUGCAUCUCUGAGGUUUAAUGGCGGUGGAGCCAAGGUUGGCAGCCGUGGUAUUGGUGCUUAGCGAACUGUUUAUGCUUUGCCCUGUAAAGAUGUGUUACGAGCCAGGCAAUAAUUAUUCUGCUAGCAUUUAUACAGUGACGGAUCCAGGGGAGCCCCGCCCCCUAUCUUUAGACGAAACUGCCUGCCUCCCCCCCCUUUUCUAAGGGUCUGGAUGACCGGAAACUCCCCCCCCCCUCCCUCCUUAUCUGAAGGUCUGGAUUUGGCACUGUUAUAUUCCAGGUAAAGACAACUCUCUCUUUGACAGUACUGGCACCAAGUAUCCGUCUGCGGAGGUUUUCUUUUAGAGAUACAGAGCUGAAGCGAUGACGACGGCAACGGCAGCGAGAACCUCAACAAAAAAAAACCAAUACUGAUAGGUUUAAAUUAGCAGCUCAACGACUUUGCACGUGCAUCACAACUUUAUUGUAUAUUUCUUUUCCGUCGUGGGACGACUGCGACGUGAAACCUCCUUAUUUCACGUUUUAUGGAGGACAUGAAAACGAGAUAACGAUUUUCUUUUCCUUUUUCUGAUCUUGGUCACGAUCCUUUGGAAAAAUCCCCCCGCCUCCACAACAUUUGACAAAUCGAGCGAGGUAGGAUAGCAGCAAGUUUCAAGUGAAGUUUUCGUUGUCGUCGCGGUUGUAGUUGCUUGAGCUUUCCAGUUAAGUAAAAAGUACGACAGAGACCAAUCUAAAGUUUUUUUGUAACAGGUCCAUCGUCACUGAUGGAGCUGUUGACGUUUAUGCAGUUAAUAACUGAGAUGCCUUGUGACUGCGAAGUAGGGCAGAGUUGGCAAUCAUCAAAAGCGGCACGCAGCACGUGCUAAAAAUGCAUGUUCACGUUCAUUGCACGUGCCAACCUGAACGAUUUUGUGAGUGCGACGUGAAAGACCAGUCACUAGGAACUCAGAAUGCGGAUCAAAAUUUGACUUGAAUAUUUUGUUGUUGUUGUUGUUUUGUUUACUGCAUACAGUAAUGUUCUUUUUUCACCUCGCAUUCUUUUUGCUGAAUCUGCCCUUUCAGAAUAGUGAAUUAAUUAUGAUAAAAAAACUGAAACAAAGGGGAAAGUAGAACAGGAAACUCAAGAGGAUUUUAUGUUUCUUGUAAAGAUCAUGAUGUGGUUGCUUUAACUUAGCCUGCGAAUACAGUGUCCCUCUGAGCGUCAGGGAGGGAGGAGAGAUGGCUAGGCUGUAUUCGCAGGCCAGCUUUUAACCCUUCAAGUCCCAAUAGAGACCAGCAUCAAUUUUCUCCCAAUGAUAUACACAGAUUGUCAAGAGUUUAGGUUAUGAGAGGUAAUAAAAUGAUCACCAAAACGAAAAUGCUUUGAUCUUUUAUCAAAUUCUCUCGACUCAUUCUUGAAGGAAAUGUAUAGAGAUUUGUUUGGAGAAUUUGUAUGUGGAUAUUGGGACUUAAAGGGUUAACUUUGAUAAUAUGGUAGUGACGACUGUCAUCGAGGUAGCUUAUUAGAAGAAAGCCAUUGUAUCAAUGUCAUGACAGAAUACGUUAUUAAUUAUUACAUUGACUAGACCAUAAAUGUGUCAGGGUUAAACUACUGUCCAAGAUUGACUUGAACGUAUGUAUCUUAUGUCUUUGACCAGUUACCUGGAGUAGUUGCCCAAGUCCCCAAAUUUAAAAGUUGGAGGAGUAAGGAGGGCACACCCUUUAAAGACCCAGUAUCCAGAUACAAUUUCAACAAACUGGCCCCAGUAAUUCAAAAGGUGGAUAACGCCAUCCAUUGGACAAAUCGCUACCCAGUGGAAAACGCAGUUGGUUUCCCUAAUACGUAUCCGCUGGACAGUGAUUUCUCCGGUGGACAGUGCUAUCCAACGUUGGAACAACCGGGGCCUGAUCUUCAUAUCUUCCCUGAAAGAAUUAGUAGAGAGAAUUUGAUAAAAGAUCAAAACCUUUUCCCGUUAGCGAUCAAUUUAUUAAUUCUUAUGACCUUUUCAUUUGAUUAUUUAUUGAUAUAGUAAAGAGAAAAUUGUAUCUGGUCACUCUUGCGACUUGAAGGGUGAAAAUUUCCUUAUUUCCUUCCCCUUCACACACUAGACUACGAGCAGUCUCUCUUCAAGCAAAACACUCGAGACACGCAGAUGACCACGGGCGUGACUGAAGGCUGCCGCGCCCGCGCGCGCGUGCACUCCCCUCACUAAACCUUAAGAAAAAGAGAGUCUGUUUGCAGUCUUUUCACACACCUGCCUCUCAUAUUAAGCUUUUAUAUCAUUUUGGGGAUACAAAAACAUCUUUUCGUUGCCUACUUUUGUAGUACUAUCUAGGAAGCGUAAAGCAAAGAUUUUUUACAAAGAAUUAUUUUUGUAAACAAUAAAACCAUAAUUUGAUCAGAGUGGAUUUUUUUUGUGACGUUUUGUCAUGGUUACAGAUAGUAUGUAGUUAUCUCAGUCGAUAUUAAAAGCACGC
Porites lobata is the source of this 27055-nucleotide messenger RNA. The record is from the annotation of a GenBank genome assembly. Lineage: Eukaryota; Metazoa; Cnidaria; Anthozoa; Scleractinia; Poritidae.